This is a messenger RNA of Penaeus vannamei (Pacific white shrimp), 4468 nucleotides long. Lineage: Eukaryota; Metazoa; Arthropoda; Malacostraca; Decapoda; Penaeidae. The record is from RefSeq and is a predicted model, not a curated record.
AUGAUAAAGUUUCCGUGCUUGAUUCUGUGCGAGGUGCAGGAGGAUGGGUUGAAGGAGCUACCCGGACGUGCAGCUGAUGCGUCCCGGCCAGCGGGCGUCGUGCAACACCAUGAACUUGGAGAAAUUGAUGGCACUCGAGCAAGACGAGAUUACCAUCAGACCAGGGGGUCGUGGUGCCCUCCCCCUCCCCCCACCCAUCACCACGCCCACCACCAGUACGAGAACGACCACGCCCACCACCACCAUCACCCCCAGCACCACCACCACCACCACGACCCUUACCUGCCGGACCUCGUGGGCAGCGCCAUCCUGCGAGGCGCCCGCAGCAGAGGCAGCGUCGGCUCGUCGGUCAGGGAUGGCUCGGAUACCUCCAGUGCCUACUCGGGAUCCGACACCAUGUGCCACUCGCUGCAGUCCUCGCUCGAGCCCGACGACGUCGACCUGUCAGGCCUCACCGAGAGCGCCGUCGACUCCGACGAGGAGGACUUGGCCGAGAGCAUCGAGAGCCUGGCGGUGCGAGACGCGGUCCGGGAGUGCCUGGAGAAGGACCCGAGCGAACGGACCGAGGACGACAUCGACGUCUUGCUCGAGUUCACACAGCGUCUGCGAGCCUUCUCCAACAUGACCUUGGCCGUGAGAAGAGCUAUGUGUCAAGCCAUGGUACGUUUUGCUGUAGUAGAAGAGGCCGGCACAACCCUCAUGAACCAUGAAGAACUGGAUUCAUGGAGUGUCAUCAUCAAUGGACAUGUGGAGGUCACACAACCAGACGGUUCCGUGCAUGAGCUUCACCUUGGAGACAGCUUCGGCAUCACGCCCACAAUGGAGAAGCUCUACCACCAGGGGGUCAUGCGCUCCAAGGUGGACGAUUGCCAGUUCGUGUGCAUCCGGCAGACAGACUACUACCGCAUCUUGCACCAGGGGGAGGAGAACACACGACGCCACGAGGAGGACGGCGUUCUGGUCCUUGUGACAGAACAGAGGCCCAUCGACGCAGGCAACAGAAGGGGAAAUAUUGUGAUCAAGGGAACCGCAGAAAGGCUCAUGUCCCAGCUGGUGGAGGUAGAGAACAAUGUGGAUCCAACCUAUGUGGAGGACUUCUUACUCACACACAGAACCUUUAUUGACAAUCCACUCCAAGUGGCAAACAAAUUAUUAGAAUGGUAAUAUAUUUUACCCUCUCUAAGAGACAGAGUGACACGAGUGGUGUUGCUCUGGGUAAACAACCACUUCACAGACUUUGAAAUGGAUCCAGUCAUGAUGAAUUUCCUAGAGCAGUUUGAGGAAGGACUUGAAAGAGAGAAGAUGGCAGGACAGCUCAGGCUGCUUGACUUUGCUUGUGCCACAAAGGCCAGGGCUAGGACUGUGACUCUCACACGGCUCCAGGAUGAAAUCCUCCACUUCUCUAUCCUGGGAGGAUAUGAGCGAGGAUUUGGAAUCUUUAUAUCGAAGGUGGAGAAAGGAAGCAAGGCUGAGGAGGUUGGCUUGAAGCGUGGAGAUCAGAUACUAGAAGUCAAUGGCCAAAGCUUCGACCACAUGAAUCAUGGGCGAGCCCUCGAGAUUCUUCGUCAGACAUGUCACCUGUCAAUCACUGUUAAGAGUAACUUGUUAGCAUUCAAGGAGAUGCUCCAGACUCCUGACAAUUCCCCAAGACAACGCCGAGAAAGCCAUCUGACCCACGAGGCCUUAAUGACGCAGUCUCCCAGGGACAAGGGCAAGGACAACAAUAACAAGACCUCCUUCAUGACAAUGAGCGGCACCAAAGCCAACAGAUUCAGGAAGGUCAAGAAUCUGCUGAAGCCAAAGACUAACACACAUCACAGCAACCCAGAUCUGAGCACGACUGGAGCCUAUGAAGAUGUCAGAACAGAGUUUCCGGAGCAUGUAUUGAAGGUUUAUCGAGCAACUGACCAAGCUGCGAGAUUCCUACCAGUCCACAAGGAGACCACAGCUCGUGAGGUGGUGAUGCUCGCUCUGCAGAUCUUCAACAUCAAUGACCCUUCAGGUUCCUCCAACUAUGCACUGUAUGAAGUCUCAGUCACAGAAGAAGGCCUCACAAAGCAAAAGAGAUUACCAGACUCGCUGCAAAACUUGGCAGAGAGAAUAGGAUUAAGUAGUCGAUACUACUUGAAGAACAUCACAGUGUCACAGACUUUGGUCCCAGAUGAAAAUGUGAAUGAGCUGGUCAGGGAGUCUACAGUUUACUUCUUACAGCUUAACUCGGUUGAGUUGGCUAUUCAGCUUACUCUUGAGGACUAUACAAUAUUCAGGCAAAUUGAACCUACUGAAUAUAUUGAUUAUCUCUUCCACCUCAACUCCAGAUAUGGAACUCCGGCUCUGUCACAAUUUGCUGAGCUUGUAAAUCGUGAAAUGUUCUGGGUGGUCACAGAAGUCUGCUCAGAGCAUAAUCUAGUCAAGCGAUCCAAAAUCAUCAAGCAGUUUAUUAAAGUUGCCCGACAAUGUAAGGAAUGUAAGAAUUUCAACUCCAUGUUUGCCAUAUUGUCUGGUCUGGGGCACGGAACAGUUUCAAGGCUAAAGCAGACCUGGGAGCGCUUGCCUUCCAAGUACCAGCGCAUGUUCCAUGACAUGCAGGAUCUCAUGGAUCCUUCUAGAAACAUGAGCAAGUACCGCAACCUGGUCCAAAGCGAGAACAUCCAGUCACCCAUUAUUCCAUUCUAUCCAGUGGUUGCCCGCGACUUGACAUUCACUCAUGAGGGUAAUGAUGACAAGGUUGAAGGACUCAUCAACUUUGAGAAGCUCCGCAUGAUUUCACGUUACAUCCGUGACCUCCAGAACAUGUGCUCAGCCCCUUACGAUCUGUUCAACAUGCAGGAUGCUGGAGGUCAACCCCCAAGUGCUGCACUCAUAACACUCAACCAAAUGGGAGCUCAGAUUGCAACAGUGAAGAGAAGGAAGAAGUCCACUGCUGCACCUGAUAAGAAAAAGAUGUAUGAAGAGGCUCAAAUGGUCCGGAGGGUGAAAGCAUACUUGUCUCGGUUGCAAGUGAUUACAGACGAGGAGCAGCUUCGCAACAUGUCCUUGGAGUGUGAAGCAGGUCCGGAGGGGCAUAAACCUGCAGGAGGGCACAGCAACAGUAGCAGCAGUGGGUCCAGUAGCGCCCCACCCACCAACCCUCCUCCAAGACGGCCCCACUCACCAACACCUUCCACAACUUCAUCAACUUCAUCAACGUCACAAACCUCGGAUGGGAAGAAGCACACUGCGAAAUUCGGAGCCACAUCUCCCCAGUCCAUAAGCAAGAUGAAGGCCCUGGCCGAGCCCAAGACGAAGCCUCAUCACGGCCCACGCUCCACCACCACCCACCAUUCACUCUCCCCUUCCCCCUCCCCUGGCCCUCCUCGUAGGGGAGCCAUCAACAACCAUACCUCUCGCUCUACCCAUGAGCGGUCCCACUCUGACACCCAUGCUGUUCCUGUGGACCUUAGCGCAGAGUCUUCCUCUGUUACCUCCCUGUCCAAACUCCACAAAUCCCACACCUCAGGCUCAGUGACAUCAACCGACUGUCAGGUGGGACCUGGGGAGUCUGAUUCUGGCAUCUCUACCCAUUUUGACUGUCACUCCUCCUCCUCGCUGGAAGUUGGGGGAGUUUCCGGAUACGAGUGUCACUAUCACUCCUCACCUCCAGCCCACCACCGACGCUACUCACAUCAACCAGAAUCACGGUCGCGUCCUCCCUUUCCGCAUGCAGUAGCUGUGCUGCCACCUAUUCCUGCAGCAGCAGGAAUGGGUAGUGGACGACGACGCGGAGCUCCGGGGCAUCCCCCUGACUACGCAGAAACUCAGAUGAGGAUGAAACAAAUGGGCCGAGCCCUUUCCAUGAUGGUGUGCAAUAUUACCGGCAGACACACCUUGAUGAUGAAGAGGAAGAUGCCCAAGUCUCUGCAGUAUGAAGGUUGACACAACCAUCUGUGAUGAGACGAACAUGAGAGGUCCUGGACAGAUUCUACCUCCUCUUCAGGAAGACAUUUGGGACUUCCUAUACAACAAGACCAAGCCAUUGGAGUUUCCGGUUGUUAUGUGUAUACCCUUACCUAGAAUGCAUAGCAGUUAGUUGAUGGGGUGUGCAGGACAACUGUUUGAUUAUCCUUUGCUUAUCUUGUGAUAAUAAAAGUUAAGAGUUCAGAAGCCAAAGAUAGAUGGAUUCCUAUGGCCAUGAGAGUAGGCAUUAAAAUCUUUGUAUGUUUGUUCUACUCUUUGAUGUAUGACUUAUAAAGACUGCUAGGCAACUGAUGACUUGCUCAUGAGUCCUGUAAGAAAACAGUAUCCCUUUAAUAUAUAGAAUGAACAGAUAUUGUGUUUCCUUACCAGAAAAUAUGAACACAGUUUCUUUGAGGGAGGAGAUAUAAUGCCUUUAUGACAUGUCAGCUCUCAGGCCUUAGGGUACUUUUGGGGCACAGCUUCAUUAAGAUUUUUAUGGAUGUAACACAUUAUAAAUACAUGUAGAUCAUGC